Messenger RNA from Trypanosoma brucei brucei TREU927, 1155 nucleotides. RefSeq names its product chaperone protein DnaJ. Gene Ontology annotation, biological process: protein refolding. Gene Ontology annotation, cellular component: cytoplasm. Gene Ontology annotation, molecular function: Hsp70 protein binding. The coding region runs from base 1 to 1155 and encodes 384 amino acids. The transcript has a single exon. The record is from RefSeq and is a predicted model, not a curated record. NCBI's taxonomy places the organism in Eukaryota, Euglenozoa, Kinetoplastea, Trypanosomatida, Trypanosomatidae.
AUGCGGGGUUUGGCGGCAGCCCACACUUCCAAUACAAAACUUGUUUCCUUUCUGUUCGUUAGUUUUGCGUGUCUAGGUUUCGCUCCCGUUGUGCACUCCCAUGAUGACAGUGGGGAUGGGGCGGAUGAGAUUGACUACUACGCUGUGCUCGGUCUGACUCCUGAGGCCACUGACAGGGAGGUGCGACAGAGGUUCCGGGAACUUUCCCGUAAAUAUCACCCAGAUGUUUCUUCUGGUGGCGAUGCGCGUGAGAUGUUCAGUAGAAUCACUCGUGCAAAUGAGGUGCUUUCUGACAAAAAGAAACGCCGCAUGUACGAUAUGCGCGGUGAGGAAGGGUUGCGACAGCUGAAGCGAUUAGAGGCAGAGAGUGGAGGAGAGCAGUUUGGCUCAAUCUCGCAGCUUUUCCGUCACCACGCUGCCAGGCGCCUAAGGGGGAAGAAUACCGAGGCGACACUUCACCUGCCUCUCGAUGUUGUGUACACGGGUGGUAGGCGAACUGUCACUAUUAACAAGCAAAAGGUGUGCACUAAGUGCCGGGGCACGGGCGCCAAACGCCCAUCUGGGCUGAAAACGUGUGAACAUUGCGGGGGGCAUGGCAUCUUGCGGCAACGUUUGCAGCUUGCCCCAGGCAUGUUUCAGGAAAUACGCCAAACCUGCCCGUACUGUGGUGGGCGCGGCAGUAUUAUGAAGGAACGAUGUGGGGUGUGUGGCGGCAACGGUGUGCAUCGAGCUGAUGUGGAGCUUACAGUCGAUAUAGAUGCCGGUAUGCCUGAAGGACAUGUUCUUUCGUUUGAGAUGGAGGCGGAUGAGUCCCCCGAUACGAUUCCUGGAGACCUCCUUUUGAGCGUUCAGACGAAGAAACAUCCCCGUUUCUCCCGCCGUGCAAACGAUGUAGAUCUCGACAUGACGCUUGUGGUGACGUUGAAGGAGGCGCUUCUUGGCUUUCAGCGGCGUGUAGAGCAUCUCGAUGGGUCGGAGUUUUUCGUGAAUGAGACAGGUAUCACACAAUAUGGUUCGGUGCUGAAGGUACCCGGGAAGGGGAUGCCUCGGCACAACGUGCCAUCAGAGUUUGGUGACCUGUACGUGAAGGUUUUGUUUGAGAUGCCUGAUAUGCUAACCAAAGAGCAGAGGGAGGAGUUGGCGGAGCAUCUGUAG